AGCUGGGAGGAGAGUUGAAUUAAUGAAUUAAAAAUGUCGUGAAACAGCGGCUGUCUGAAUACUUUUUGGGUUUAUAUAGAGAGGCGUGCAGGGGGGUCCUGGAGGAGUGGACUUCUUUAACUUCUCUCUGUCCGGACACACAGGGCUCCCUCUCAGCUUCACAAGCACGGAGAAGUGCAAACUGUGUUCAUCUGAUUACAUAAUGACCCAGUAACAGUGAGCCAGAACCGGUACUGCCAGUACCAGUGUGCCGGGAGACACUGACUGACCGCUGGUCAAUCCUCACCAAGGCCUCUUUUUUUUCUGAUUUAAUGCUAUUUCCUAAGAGUUUUUUUUCUUUUUAUAAAUAUAGGAUGGCAACGACGUAGAGGGAGACUGCAAAAGAAAACAAACAAUGUGAUGUCAAAGUCAGAGAUUGUAUGCUCUCUGUCUUCUUCACAUGUCUGCUGGACAGUUAAAUUAAUUAAAUCUUCAAGUUUCAAAGCUGAGGUCCGAGUGAACUUCUGUUACAAGACAACAGAAAGUGCCCGCCAUGACCUCAGCCACUCCACCCUCCUCUGAAGGCUCCUCCCCUCAGAAAGUAUGCCACUCCCAGACGCAGACUGACAUCACCAAGCCCCUGCUGGGCUCCCCAGCGGGGAGUGGAGGUGCUGGUGCAGGUGGAGGAGGAGCACUAGCUGGAGGGCCCAAUGCUCUGCGUAGGAGGCGCCGUGUCCUCUCCAAAGACGGGCGAAGCAAUGUGCGCAUUGAGCACAUAAGCGGACGAGGGGCGCUCUACCUCCGCGACCUCUGGACCACUUUCCUGGACAUGCAAUGGCGCUACAAGUUCUUCCUCUUCUCUGCCACCUUUGCUGGGACCUGGUUUGUGUUCGGAGUGUUUUGGUACCUGGUGGCAUUGGUGCAUGGAGAUCUACUGGAGUUUGACCCCCCCUCCAACCAUACUCCAUGUGUAAUGGAGGUGAAGACCCUGACGGGAGCCUUCCUCUUCUCUCUGGAGUCUCAGACCACAAUUGGCUAUGGUUUCCGGUGCAUCACCGAGGAGUGCCCUGCCGCCAUUAUCCUGCUCAUCUUUCAGCUGGUCAUCACCAUGGUGAUGGAGAUUUUCAUCACCGGCACUUUUCUUGCGAAGGUCGCUCGUCCCAAGAAGAGAGGCGAGACAGUGAAGUUUAGUCAACACGCUGUUGUGGCAAAUCAUGAGGGCCGGCCCUGCCUCAUGAUCCGAGUGGCCAACAUGCGCAAAAGCCUGCUGUUAGGAUGCCAGGUGACGGGGAAGUUGCUUCAGACGUCCCUGACAAAGGAGGGCGAGACUGUGAGGCUGGACCAGCGAAAUGUGCCUUUCCAGGUGGACACGUCGAGCGACAGUCCCUUCCUCAUCAUCCCCCUGACUUUCUACCACAUCAUUGACGACAACAGCCCCCUCAGGGCCUGGGCAGUAAAAGGUGGUGGUUGGACAGACCCAGAGCUGGCUGACUUUGAGCUGCUGGUGAUAAUGAGCGCCACGGUUGAGCCGACCUCUGCUACCUGUCAGGUUCGAACAUCCUACCUUCCGGACGAGAUCCUCUGGGGCUACGAGUUUCCCCCCGUCGUCUCCCUGUCUCCCUCAGGGAAAUAUGUGGCCGAUUUUGCCUUCUUCGACAAAGUGGCCAAAACCAAAACCCCGCCGCUCUUCAAGCAGGCCCUGCCACCGAGCCCGCCAAUCCAGGCAUCCCGUCACCACGGCGGCAAGGAGGCCGGGACGGACCCAGAGAAGAUGCGACUGGAGGAGAACUACAGGGGGGAACAGAAGGGGCGAGACAGGGGGCGCAUCAGAGAUAGCAGUCCACAUAGUGUGCGUAUUAGUAAUGUGUGAGGGAAGAGAGAGACAAGAAGUGGUAACGGAAAGUUGAUUUGAAACUGAGAUCACAUUGUCUGUUAAAAACAUCUCCUCCACAAAACCCUCCACCUACGCAUAUGAGACAAAAGUAAACACCUUGAACCACAAGUCUGAAGAUAUCUGUGUCUGCAACCACCUUCAAAGGAAGCAAGUUACAAACCCAACAUGUACAAAUGUACAGAACAAUAUCAAGUCAUCCAUAGAGACAUUUACUACUCUUAUAUUCAUUUUUCUUUUUUUUUUGGAAAGGACUUGAUUUACUGUAACUGGAGGAUGCUUUAAACACUGCAAAAUCCUUCAUCUUAUCAAGUCAUUUCUGUUGAUAAUUUAGCACCGGGCAUAACUUUGGGUUCAACACUGCCAACAUUGGGUUGAGAAAUUUUUAGUGACUUCAUUUUCUGCAUUCUGGUGAAUUUUUCUGCAACAAUUUGUGCCUUUUCUGCAUCAAUUUAUGGUGCAAAUGCCUUCAUUUAUAUAAAGAAAAUUAUAAUAGGUUUUAGGGGUGAGUUGCACUGGCCAGUUUUGAUUAUUGGGGGGGUUGUAACUCUCCCACCCCCCCUGUAAAUUACGCCUAUGAGUACCAGGGUUGUAGAAUUUUAUUUUAUUUGAUUCCAAUAGAAAUCAACUUAUUUCAAGAAUAUUCUAGAAAUGAGUAUCUCUUCCUUGGACCAAGAAGGAAUAGAUCAUUUCCCAGUUGUAAGCAUA
This is a messenger RNA of Sander lucioperca (pikeperch), 2578 nucleotides long. It is a transcript of the gene kcnj10a, whose product is annotated as potassium inwardly rectifying channel subfamily J member 10a. Gene Ontology annotation, cellular component: plasma membrane. Gene Ontology annotation, molecular function: inward rectifier potassium channel activity. Gene Ontology annotation, biological process: regulation of monoatomic ion transmembrane transport; potassium ion import across plasma membrane. The coding region runs from base 533 to 1849 and encodes 438 amino acids. The transcript is spliced from 7 exons. Lineage: Eukaryota; Metazoa; Chordata; Actinopteri; Perciformes; Percidae. The record is from RefSeq and is a predicted model, not a curated record.